GGGUUCAAGCAGCACAUACAUCUCUGCACCUCGAGCAGCAUGCGGUUUCCGGACGACUCGGUCUGGCUGUGUAUGCUGGGCUUGUUCGUGAUGGCAGUGACUUUGGAGGUGCCCGACUCUCCGUGCCCAGAUGUGUUCCGUUAUGAGCAGGGUGUAGCCGGCUACUGGACAGCACUAUUACAGUUGCCAGCCCCCGAUAAGCCACCCGUGAAGGUUGUCGCUGAGCUCUACCUCAAGGCAGAACUGCCCACUAAGUACCAUGGAAGCCUGCUGCUCGACCUGGGAAAGGAAGAGGUGCUGCGCCAGAUGCAGAUAGGUGUGCUCCGAGAGAUUGGCUACACAUUGUUAUUCCCAGUGCGCAGCCCACUACCAGAGGUUAAACGCAUAACUGUCAACGAUGUUACUGUCUGUCAGGGACCACCUGUUACGGCAAACACUGUGACAACCAUAAGGGUGGAGCACACUCUAUCUGCAGAUGUAGAACCCUUAUCACCUGGCAAGGACUCUGGGAACAGGCCAUCUCCAGAAGUGAUGACACAAUCUUCUUUACUCAUCAAAAAUCCACCUACAGCCUCUACUGUGCCAUCUCGUGACAUAGGAUCAGUGAGUUGUGGAAGGGCCAUAGUUCCUGUUGAACUUGUUCUGCAUGGAGAAUAUACUCCAAGAGGAGAAUGGCCAUGGAUUGCAGCAUUAUUCAGAGUGACGAACAUUGGACAAGACUUUACUUGCAGCGGAAGCCUCCUGAACAGAAGGACAGUCAUCACAGCUGGGCAUUGCAUCAAGUACCGUGAAAAUCCAGCACUCACACCACAGGAUCUUGUUGUCUACCUGGGAAAGUACGAGGUGCGGCGCUUUGCAGAGCGUUACAGCCAGGUUAGAGAGCCAUCAAAAAUAUAUCUCCAUCCAGAGUACAAGAGUAACACCUUAAAUGCUGACAUUGCCAUAAUAAUACUGAGAGAUCCUGUUGAGUACACCCGGUACGUUGUUCCCAUUUGCCUGUGGAAUCGAGAUUCAUCACUAAGCAGUGUAGUUGGUCAAGUUGGAGUGGUUGUUGGAUGGGGCCGGGAUGAACUGGGCAACAGAGUCACUGAUUUACCACGCAAGGCAAAUGUUCCUAUUGUGUCCAGAGAAGACUGCAUAAACAGCCGGAAGGAUUUUAUUUUCCUCGCCAAUGAACGGACAUUCUGUGGAGGCUUUCGGAAUGAGACAGGGCCCUGUUCAGGUGACAGUGGAGGUGGUCUCUUCCUUCCCUCUGAUGGAGAAAGUGGAAGACAAUGGUUUCUGCGUGGAAUUGUAAGCCUCUCUCUGCGUGAUCCUGAAACGGGAAGCUGUGACUUGAGGCAAUACAUUGUCUUCACAGAUGUUGCACAGUUUCGGAACUGGAUUUUGAAAAUAAUGCAGAAACAGGUAUACUGACCAUAACAGAAGUGUGAUUUACUUCUUAUGUUCAGGUGAUUCUGAAAACUAAGAGACAAUAGUGACUGUUGAUCAAAACUUCAAUGCACUUACAAUAUUAUGAAGAAGACAAAAACCAUGAUAGUGGUUACAUGCUGUGCUGUGACGUGACAACUGAUAAAAUAUAUUAGUAACUGUGGGUGAUGUGUUUAGUACUGUCUAUGUUGCAGGAAGAAUCUGAUGGCAGUAGCAGUUUCAAAGAAAGUACAUGUACCAUACAAAGUACAAAAGUUGAUGGAACCUAUGGAUAGUGCUUUACCAUACAUGUUAAUAAACUGAAACCUACCCAUAAUUCUAUAAUAAUUACUUAGUGUGCACAUCUGCAUUUGAUUUACUAUAGAAAAAAAACCUUUUUUGUGGUCAUCUAGUUACUAAACCUUACUACAGAAUAUAAAGACGUUGCAGAAGAUUGAAUUCAGGAUGUAUUCUGCAAAUUUUUAAAACAUUAAAACCUCAUAAUAAUUACAUUACUUAAAUUUCACUGUUGGCUGGCUGCAGGUGAUAAUUUUAAUGGACAAAAAUUUGACAAUUUCACUACAAGCAAAUAUAUUUUUGUAAACUAUUUUUUACUGAGAUUCAUUUUCUACUUGCUACCAGAAAUCAAAUAAAAAUACUGGUAUUUGUGCGCAGAGAUGCAGAAAAUAGAAUGAAAAGACUGUAGUGAAUCCAGUCAUGAUAUCAUAAAGCAGAACAUUUUUCAUAUGUCAUAGCAUAACUGCUAAA
This is a messenger RNA of Schistocerca serialis cubense, 2178 nucleotides long. RefSeq names its product serine protease gd-like. The coding region runs from base 40 to 1416 and encodes 458 amino acids. Gene Ontology annotation, biological process: proteolysis. Gene Ontology annotation, molecular function: serine-type endopeptidase activity. The record is from RefSeq and is a predicted model, not a curated record. The transcript has 9 exons. Lineage: Eukaryota; Metazoa; Arthropoda; Insecta; Orthoptera; Acrididae.